CUCCAACACCAGCACGUCCUGCACUGCUUUAUUCCUCUUGUACUGCACUGACCUACCCAUGAUUACGAUUUGUAUUUAUUAACGAGCGACACGUCGUGCUUUUUAUCCGUCUAUGGCUACGUUUAACGGCGCGGAACAAGUUAUAGCCACGAUAAACAGUCGUUUCUUUUUUACCAGCUCAUUGACGGUGUGACUCGUCGCUGGCUUUCUCCAGACAGUGUCCGGUCCGUCCCGUCACAAAAUGCCGCCAAAACCACCUGCUUUCACAGGAAGAGGGCUUUCGACCGACAUUCGCAGACGACCGAUCACGUCCGGUCUUGCUGUAAAAUUCCAAUCACUGUAUUAGGUCUAGACGACGAGUAAGGAAUGAAACGCGUGGGGACGUGCAGUCGUAGGAAAAUAAUCAACAGCGGGCCGGUUUGGAGACGCGGCGUCACUGUGACCACUCGGAACAGGAUUGUUCUCCUGUAUCCGCACGUCCUGCUGUGUUUUAUUCCUCUUACGCCGCAGCAGAUUACAAUUCUUUAUUGAGUAGGUUUUUAUCCCUUUAUAGUUACGUUUAACGUUGUGGAACGAAACAGGUCGCGUUGUAGCAGCUGUACGUUCGUUCCCUCGCCAACCUCUUUCCUGUUCUUUUUCUCUCUCUUGAAGUUUAGACAAAAACCCCAAACCCACAGCUGAUCAUGUGACGGAGAAACCACAGAGCGGGAACUCCCCCGUCCUGGAGAUGUCGGAAAGCUUUACCUCCGACUGUCACAAAGCGCCGACACUGGAGGCUCCUUCUUCCGACAUCUCCUAACAACCGACAUCACCGCGUUACGCACGAUUACAAUCGCAAAACGACACGUUUUUUUCAAAUCCGUUUAUCGUUAGUCCCGCGCAAAAAUAGCGCACGCCUUCAGACGUCGGCUAGGACGACGGAGCUACGGCGACCCUGCUGCAGAAACGCGAUCGGUCGUCGCGGUGUAAUACGUUGGGGUUUUAUUUGAAGCAAGACUUUCUUUCGUGUCACUAUUCAGUGAUGUGAAGAGCUGGUUGCUUGGUUGAAUGCCUGUAAGGUGUGUGUGUGUGUGUGUGUGUGUGUGUUGGAUGUGCUUACGUGUCCUUCUUCGAGCAAAAAAAAAACCAGGUUUCACUGUGCAAACACAGGACAAGUCGGCUUCCUCGAGUCUCCGUCUCCGGUAAAGAGUUACCUAUUGUUUGUUUAGUUUUUUGUGUGGUUGAAGGUGCGGAAGGUUUACAUCCUGGUACGUGAUCUCCGUGUCCUCGUUGUACAGAGCCUCAGUGGGGGGAAAUGAUACCAAAGUGUUAGGAAUUCAUUUAAAGCUUCAGGUCUGGGUUUCUGUUAAACGGGUUUGAUUUGUAAUUCUUCAUGUGGUACUGAAGUCCUUCAGCGAUUGUUACAGUAAAGCUCAGCCCUGAGGCAUCGUUAGGCCAUGACGUCAGCACAGCUCAAGUACCUCUCUCUGGGUGUGCUGGUGUUCCAGACGACCACGCUGGUGCUGACCAUGCGAUACUCGCGCACGCUGCAGGCAGAUGGGCCGCGUUACCUCGCCUCGUCCGCCGUGGUGCUGGCCGAGCUGCUCAAGAUCCUCACCUGCGUCUGCCUCGUCUGCAAAGAGCACAGUUACAGCGUACGUGCUCUGAGCAGCGUCCUCAGGCAGGAGAUCCUCCAUAAGCCAGUGGAGACGCUGAAGCUGGCCGUUCCCUCAGGAAUCUACACGCUGCAGAACAACCUGCUGUACCUGGCGCUUUCCAACCUCGACGCUGCUACAUACCAGGUGACCUACCAGCUGAAGAUCCUCACCACGGCCCUGUUUUCUGUCUCCAUGUUGGGCCGCAGGCUUGGUCUCUAUCAGUGGCUCUCGCUGAUCAUUUUGAUGACCGGAGUAGCUCUUGUGCAGUGGCCCACCGACUCUCCAGGUUCCCCCGAGAAGCAGGAGCCCACAACGGGGUCUCCGUUCGUGGGUUUGGUGGCCGUGUUGGUGGCCUGCUGCUCCAGCGGCUUUGCUGGGGUUUACUUUGAGAAAAUCCUCAAAGAGAGCAAGCAGAGUGUGUGGAUCAGAAACAUCCAGCUCGGUCUGUUCGGUCUGGUUUUCGGCCUGUUUGGAAUGCUGCUGUAUGACGGAGAGAGGGUGAAGGAGCAUGGAAUGCUCCAGGGUUACAACUCCAUCACCUGGACUGUGGUUUCAUUACAGGCAUUGGGAGGUCUGGUCAUAGCUGCUGUUAUUAAAUACGCAGAUAAUAUUCUGAAAGGUUUCGCCACGUCCCUGUCCAUCAUCCUGUCCACGCUCAUUUCCUACUUCUGGCUGCAGGACUUUGAGCCGACGAGCAUCUUCUUCCUGGGAGCCGUGUUGGUCAUAGUCGCGACGUUCUUGUACGGCUACGAAGGCAAACCCGCGUCCAACCCGAGCCGAGCAUGACGGGAAGCCGUUGACGCCUGCAGAGAGCGCAUGGAGGACCAGGAUGGAGCUGAAGAGAUGGAGGGAAACGCAGAAAUAAAAUGAGGAGUAGGGAGGGCGGAUGAUGGAGAUGUCCGAAGUGACUCGUAUAUUGAGCGAGAACGUUUGCUCGCCCGAGAGCUCGGGGGCGGAGAGCAGCGGUGAGCCAAACGAGCCUGUACCGUUACCGCACGUGAUGAGGAAACCUCGGAGAAUAAAACUGUCGCGAUGUAAACGCCGUAACUCAAGUACUUGAGGAGUGCCAUUCAGUUCAGUGUGUGUGUGUGUGUGUGUGUGUGUGAGUGUGUGAUGAUCCGGACAAUCUGUUGAGAUGAUAAUAUAAGAUUGUGUGUAUGUGUGUAUGUGUGUGUGUUGGUUUUUUUUUUGUUUUUUUUUUUGCUUUUUUUUUAAAGCCAUGUCAUGCACCUAAAUGCAAAAAAAUUCUUUCCAGUUUCCAGCCUUGUGGCUCAGAAAUGAGUAUUCUAUUCUAUUCUAUUCUAUUCUAUUCUAUUCUGUUCUGUUCUACGCAAACUUGAAGAGAAAUUCAUAUUAAAUCAUUUUAGUAAGUAUGGACUGUGUGUGUGUGUGUGUGUGUGUGUGUGUGUGUUAAUAGGAAUGAAAUAAUUCACGUUCAUUUCUAGUCAUGUGACUAAAGAAAAGCCAAAAAAAAAAAAAAAUUACAUUAAAUAAAAUCGACGACGACGGAUGAUAAAAAUGCAGAAAGGACUCGAUCAGGAAGCGUUUAAAGUGAAACGCUGAAGUUUCGUGAAGGAAUAACGGACGUUUAUCGCCACUAGUUUAGCCUCUAAAUCAUCCCACGGUUGGCAUAGCUGCAUAUUUACAAAUAAUUUUUUUGAACGAUUGAUAGAAUUACGGUUUUUAAACGCCAUACGUCUCGAACCCGGGGUUUCAGUGGGCGCUUUCGAUCGGCGCCGUCCCUCGUAGACGGACGUUUAAAGCGUCUCGCGUCACAGCUCUGCCGAGAUCUCGGUUCUGAUUGGUCGGUAGGGAAAGUACUGAUUGAUUAUCUAGAACUCUAGGGACUUGUACAGUUCGGUUCACUUGUUUUAUUCGUGUAGCGCUUUUAACAGUGGACUCCGUCCCCGAGCAUCGUUACAGAAAUAUAUACGUUCCCUGUAUAUGAAUUUUAAAUGUGUGAAUGUGUCCCUAACGAGCGAGCGAGAGGCGACGGUGGCGAGGAAAAACUCCCCGAGACGACACGAGGAAGAAACCUCGAGAGGAACCGGACUCGGAAGGGAAAUCCGUCCUCAUCUGGGUAACACGGGAUGGUUUAUAAAUAAAUAAAUAAAUAAAUAAAUAAAUCCCUUCUAUAACUGUGUGCUAAAAUGGUCAAAUAGUGCGAUUGCUUUCACCUGACCUUGAAGGGUGACGUUAUCAGCUGUUCGCUGGCGUAGUGUCCUGAGGAAGUUCUCUGUGAAGAGAUCUGUCUUUUUAUAGAACGUUUAGGGAAGGAGUCUCCAGUCUCGGUGCUUUGUAAAAGCUGCGAGUUUAAGUUUUCCGACAUCUUCGGGACGGAGAGAGGAGUUUUACACGACUUUCUCGGGAACACGAAAAGCUGCGGGUUGGUUUUUUUUUUUUGUUUUGUUGUCUUAAAAGCAAGAGGAUGGUGAGGGAAGGACUGUUCAUAGCUGCUACAACAUUAAGUGAGAACAGGAGCAUGUUUCAUGGACUUUUUCACACUGACGACGUUUUCACGGACAGCAGUAAUCUAAUUACUGACCGUAUUCUGAAUAAGAAGAUAUUCUGAUUAAGGUGUUUACGUGAGUCGCUUUUAGAAUACUCCUUUACAGGUUUUACAUGUUCUAGAACAUAGUGAUUAACGGUACACGUCAUUACGUCCCCACGCCAUGCCGUCCGACGUUCCCUCCAGAAUUUCACGCAUCGACAUACAGUUGGUCUUCGUUAUGGGACCGUGUACAGUUUUGAGUGUUUCAUGUUUAAUUUUACGAACGCUUCAAGCGCGGUUAAUUAUUUGUCGUGCCGUACGUGCAAACAGACGACCGCUUGAAGCCGUGGGCUGCGUCCCAAACCGCGUACUUACCGUCUAUAUAGUAGCCGAGAUACAUGUAUUUCUCCUACUACAUACUGUAGCAGGUAAGUACGCGGUUUGGGACGCAGCCGUGCUCUCUCGUUCGCCGUCAAACGGUCGAGCGCUGCCGUGUGUGUACGUGUCCUGUCUCACAAUGCGGUGAAAACUCCCACACGACGUUAACAGUGUGAUUAAGGUGUGUACGUGUCUGUAACGCGACUAAAACAGGAAUACUCCACACGUGUUAAUUCCGUUCGUGUUUACUCCGAGUAUGACUUUAAUCGGAUUAAGGUCGUCAAUAAUCUCUGUUUACAUGCGAGUUUCUUAAUCAGAGUAUCGUCUUAAUCGGGUUCAUAUCGGAUUAUCGUCGUCCGUGUGAACGUACUGAUUGAUUCA
Messenger RNA from Ictalurus furcatus (blue catfish), 4887 nucleotides. It is a transcript of the gene slc35a3a, whose product is annotated as solute carrier family 35 member A3a. Gene Ontology annotation, biological process: pyrimidine nucleotide-sugar transmembrane transport. The coding region runs from base 1437 to 2423 and encodes 328 amino acids. The record is from RefSeq and is a predicted model, not a curated record. Gene Ontology annotation, cellular component: Golgi membrane. The transcript has 8 exons. Lineage: Eukaryota; Metazoa; Chordata; Actinopteri; Siluriformes; Ictaluridae. Gene Ontology annotation, molecular function: UDP-galactose transmembrane transporter activity.